Molecule: messenger RNA, 4272 nt
Organism: Dermatophagoides pteronyssinus (European house dust mite)
Lineage: Eukaryota; Metazoa; Arthropoda; Arachnida; Sarcoptiformes; Pyroglyphidae
Source: RefSeq, a predicted model, not a curated record
AACAAUUUGUUAGACCCGAAAAAUACAACAAUCCAAUUCUGUCUAGUUUCCAAUUUAUUUGCUUUUUCUACUAUUUGGGAACAAAUUCUAAACAAAUGGGAUUCGUUUAUUAUCCGCUUUGAUCCUGAAAGCAAUAUGCCUGUCAAAAUCAAGUUUAAAUCAAUUCACUUUGAAUUGAAAAAAUUAACUGGUGAAUUGAGUCAAAGUAACUCAAAUGAUUAUAAUAAUGAUUUGAUCAACACUAACACAAUCAUAAAUAAAACGGGUCUUUUUCGGUCUGAAACGGAAUGGUAUAAUUAUGCCCCAAAACUGGAUUCGAUUAGAUUCGAAUUCGAAACUUCACCUUGGUUUGCAGGAGAAAAAGCCAAACGUAUUGAUGGGCUUAUAUUUUCUUCGUUAUCAACGAAUGAGAAUCAUGUGUUUGGAUUCAAGAUAUCCAUAGAAAUUCAAUUCGAGAAUCAUACGAUGAUCAAAUUUCAAUUGAAUCCGUUAGGAUGUCAGGAAUUCAAUUGCACAGGUUAUGGCGAAUGUUAUGCCGACUAUCGAUUAGGCAAAGCUGCCCGAUGUCGUUGUUAUCGAGGUCAUUUUGGUGAACAUUGUCAACAUCAUGAUCCAUGUUUAAAGGGAAAGUUAUUUUGUCCAAAGUUAUUGAACGAUCCAGUUGAAACAAAUCAGUGUAUUCCGAUCAAUUCAUCUUAUUUUGAAUGCUCAUGUUCAUGGCCAAACGUAAUGGAAUGGUCGAAUCAAGAAAGCUGUCAAACAAGAUGGACCUAUUCAUCAUCGGAACUUAUUUUUGAUAACAAUUUGUCACAGCCAUCCGCCAAAUUUCUGUACAAUGUUACAUCUAUAGCCUCAACGAUUGAGCAAUAUCGAUUUAAUUUCAAAUCAUUGGCCUAUUUUGUAGAGGAUUAUCGAUCACUACGAAAUUCAAUGAAAGAUUCUGAUAAAAUCUAUUUCACGAUGAUGUCUAACAAUUCUUUUUUAGAUUUCACUUUACGAAACAGAAGCAUUUGCUUUGAUAUGCAAUACUUGUCAAGAUCAAGUAUGAAUCAAAUCGGUAUAAAAUUAUCAUCAAAUGAUGACUACUUGUGGACAAACCAACCCAAUUGGAUAUCCGAUAAUUCAUCGUUUUUAUCGCAUACUGAUCAUAUAUGUGCAUAUGAAUGGACUUCACAAAAUAGUAAUCGCGUUGUAGCUUCCUUUUCUGCACAUCUGGGUGAAAACAGCAAAACAAAUGCAAAAAUAGUCGCACUAAUCAUCAAAAAUUUUUCGUUACAAAUUAAUUCGAACGAACAAAAUAAUUAUUAUUUACCCAGUUGGGAUGAACAUAAUGGAAGUCAACGCUUGUGGCCAAUUCGUUUUCCAAGUAGUGUUUGGAAGAAUGAUUCAAACAUGUUCAACUAUAUUGGAAAUAAUAAUUUUCCUGAUUCAAAUCAUCCGAAUUCCAGAAUAUCUUACCUGCUAAGCGAAUGGAUCACGUAUUCAAGCAAAAACCAUUCGAACAUCCCAAAUAAAUUCUAUUUUAAUGUGAAAAAUUUUUCUGAAUUGAUUAGCUGGCAUCCCAUAGUUUUUAAUGAUCGAAUGCAAGAUAUUACAUCAAAAAUAUCCAUCGCGAUCUCAAAUUCUUCGCUUUUAGAGUUUAGACUAGACUCUUUUUAUGACCAGAAACCUAUUCGUAUUGGCAUUAGUAUUGCCGAUAAUCGUAUCGAAAAUGACGAUAAUACAUUACAAAUCAUUCAUUUAGAUAUGGAUGACUAUUGCCGUGAGAAUCGUUGUAAGCAUUCUGCAACUUGUUUGGUUGAUUUUUCUGCAAACAAAAAUGAUUACUAUCACUGUAAAUGCCCUUCUGGAUUCAUUGGAACAUAUUGUCAAUAUGUGAAUUAUUGUGAUAAAUUUAACAUCAAUAAAACUCAAACAAAUCGUCAACUUUGUAAGAAUUUGGAUUUGCAAUGUGUGAAUUAUGAAAAUCACUUUCGCUGUAAUUGUGAACUUCAAGCUUCCAAUCAAUAUUGGAACGAUCAAUUGUCAAGAUGCGUCGAUGUUCCGCAACCAUUUUUCAAACAAUGUCCAGAUAAUCGGAUAUGGUCGAGAGAAUCAGAUAAGUCAUAUAAAUGUCUAUGUGAUAGUCAAAUGGGUUAUAUUGAAGAUUCCACUUCACAAUGCAUCGAACGAGAUGCUUGUUAUGGAAACCGAUGCGGUCCGAAUGGGAGUUGUUCCGUUACUUUCAAAGGUGACGGAAAUUAUACAUGCCUUUGUAAACAAGGAUUCCGACUGGUGUCGAACAAUGUUUAUCAAUGCGAACAGCUUAAUAAAGAAGAGUUUGAAUGUCCAGGCCACCAAGAACCGAUCGAGAUUAAUUCGAUGAAACGUUGUAAUUGUUCAAUCUCGUUGGAUGGUUUACUUUUUCAACAAUCAUCAGAUCGAAAAUUUUGCAACCUAAAACCUAUUUGUGAUAUCGGUGGAAAUGGCCUGGAUAAAUGUCUGCAACAGAAUGCAUUGUGUUUGAUUCAAUGGAGUGAGCAAUACAAAAUACAACACCAGUGUUUAUGCCCACCUGGUCAACGUUUGAUAAAAUAUGGGAAAAGUGAAUCUUGUCAAGACCAAUGUCAAGAUCCAUCAAUAAUGACGUUGUGUGCCAAACAUAACGCCGAAUGUGAUCCAAUAGGCUACACAUUAGACAAUCAUGCUUAUCCCAAACAAAAUGACAACUGGAAACACUUUUGUCGCUGUCCACAUGGAACAAUUAUUUCAAAAGAUGAACAAAAUUGUACAUAUUCUACACAUGUCUAUUCGAUGAAUCUUACGUUCAUGUGGCAAACAUUGGAAGCAUCAGUUCUAUGGACAAACGAUUCGAGGAUAAUCGGCGAUGCAAAUCAAUGGCUCAGACAACAAUACGGAAAUGGCAAUCAAUUCGAGAUUAUAAAAAAACGACUACGACCACUUUUGAGUGAUUUCAAUAUUCAACAAUUAUUUGAAGAUUUUCAUCAAGCCAAUAUUCGUCACAAUUUUCCAUUGAUUAAUAAACAAAUUUCAAGGAUUUUUCCCAAAUCAAUUGAACGUCGAUUGGAAAAAUACAUGACAAAAUAUUUAAAAGGAAAACUAUUUAAAGACGUUAUGAUAAAUUUGUCUAUUGAAAAUUGUACAAAAAUAUCCAUCAACAAUCGGUCUUCCGCUUUGAAUUGUUUUGUGGGUCUCACGAUACAAGAAGAUGAGAUGCAAAAACAGAAUAUAAACACGAUCUUGAUAGACCAGCUUUAUAAUGAUUGCAAUCCUUUCCUUAGUGAAAAUCUUACCCAAUGUUUUAUUGAUUCUUCUUACAGUGACGAAUUAAUCAUUCUUGGAUUAGUAGAAAAAUUAAAUGUUCAAAAGCAAAAUCCCUGUGAUAUCAAUUCGAUCAAAUGUGCACCAUAUCUUGGAACUGUCUGUAAUUCAAAUGCAUCGCAAAUAGAAUGUCAAUGUGUUCAGUUCGAAAAAUAUAGACAACUGAUAAAUGCUACAGGUAAUUUAUACGAGCAAAAUGGAAUGUCCAUUCACAAAUGUCAAUUAAGUAACGAUGUGUGUGCGCAAACCUGUUCACAAGAUGAUAAUUUCUCUGGACAUUGUAAUUGGUCGAAUUCAAUGAGAAAAUUGAUGAUCGAAUGUCAUUGUACAAACAACACAAUUUACGAACAUUAUGAACAAACAUUGGACGUAGAUUAUGGUCGAAAAUUUAAAUUGAUUCGUAUGAAUAGAUGCUUAGAAAAGGAUAACAAGAUGCAUAUAGAGCUGAUUGUCAUCAUCGUUGUUGCUUCUGUUGUCACUUUGGUCGCUAUCAUUAGUCUUUUUCUGUGGUGUCGAUCGACAUUUACGACUCGAUCGCCAAAUUUUUCUGAUAUGAAAUAUUCAUCCGAUAUUAGUACAAACAAUGGAUCUUAUACGCUGAACAGAUCAAAUGAUUUGUCGCGGAACAAUCAAUUAACAACCAUCAACCAUCAAUUGAACCAUCGUCAUGAAUCGAUAGAAAUGCCUAUUAUAAGAACCAAACAAACCGAUCUAAACGAGACCAAUAAUGGACCACCUCGAUUGAAUGUGAUUGCCGAACAAUCGACAUCAUCAUCUUCUUCAUCAGAUGAUGAUAUUGGUAAUACUAUUGUAUUGCAAAAAUCAAAACAAAUUCAUCAUUCCUACACGUCUAUCAAAAAUGGAACCGAUAAUCAACGUGAACAAGUCAUUAAUCAACCAACUAAUCGAAUGAUAUUAACUAAACAUAAUUUGCAGAGAAAAAAAAUUUAA